AUGUCGGAUGAUAAUGUGGAGAAUCAGGCGGGGAAUUUGAACCUGUUUCGAUCCAAACUUGCGCUUAGGAGGACGGCAAGUGCGAGGGACCUAACAGAAGCGAUUUCUGUGGGGAAAAGAAAGGAAAGGGAGGCUGAAUCCGAGUUGAAGUUAGCAAAGGUUAAGGCGGAAAGGGAGGUUUUUAAAAGAAGUAAAUUACUGACUAGGUCCCCAGUAAAACAAAAAGAGAUGGAGGAGAUUAUGAAGAAGUUAGCAGAAAUAGAUACUAGGAUUAAGGAGGAAUGUGCAAAGGUGGGAAAAAGGGUAGACGAGCUGAAGGAAGAAGGGAGGAAGGAAAGGAAUGAACUGAAAAAAAUGUGGGAGGAAGAUAAGAAACAGAUGUAUAAUAAAAUAGAAGGAUUAGAAGAUAGGUUGGAAAAAUUAGAGAAGCGACAAUAUAGAAAUGUCGGUGGAGGGGGAAGAUUCAGGCGUGAGGAGAGGGCAGAUAGCGAGGGAAACAGGAAUAAGGAUGAGAAAAAUGGAGAUGGAAGUAGAAAAAAGGGAGAAAGAGGCAAGGAGGCAAAAUGUAUCCUGAAGGGUCUGGAUAUGAGAGCAGGAGUGGAUUGGAAACAGGAGGUUGAUCGGGUGUGGGAGAAGAUGGAAGUAGUAGCGGGAACAACGAGUAUGAGAAAGAUUGGCACGCUAGAUAAGGAGGGAAAGGGGUUACUUUUGAUAAAAAUGAAGGGGAUUGAAAAGAAAAAAGAGGUCAUGGCGGCAAAAAAUAAACUAAAAGGAGAGAAGUUGUAG
This is a messenger RNA of Cotesia congregata, 786 nucleotides long. Lineage: Eukaryota; Metazoa; Arthropoda; Insecta; Hymenoptera; Braconidae. The record is from the annotation of a GenBank genome assembly.